GCCGCGCGCGCCGAGGGAACCGCCCGCCCUGCCUCCCCUCCCUCCGCUGAGGUGGCCGGUUCCGCAAGUUUGACAGUUGGCGCGGAGGGCGCCGGUGAGGAAGGAGGGUCCCUUGCGCCGCUGCGCGAUUCGCGUCCCCUCCCCAACGCCCGCCGGGGACCCAAAGCCGCCUCACACGUCCCGAGGGGAUCCCAGCCCCCGUGUCUGCCCGCCCGGGGCCACCUAGCCCGCCUGCUUCGCCUCCUUUGGCCGCCGCCGUCAUGUCUCGGGGUCCCGAAGAGGUCAACAAGCUGACCGAGAGCACCUAUAAGAAUGUUAUGGAACAAUUCAAUCCAGGGCUGCGGAAUUUAAUUAAUCUGGGGAAAAACUAUGAAAAAGCCGUUAACGGUAUGGUCCUUGCUGGAAGAGCUUACUAUGACGGCAUUGCCAAAAUAGGCGAUAUUGCUGUGGCAUCACCUGUCUCUAAAGAGUUGGGGCAUGUCCUUAUUGAGAUUUCCAUUGCUCAAAAGAAACUCAACGACAAGCUAGAAGAAAACUUCAAGAAAUUCCAUAAAGAAAUUAUAUCGGAGCUGGAGAAGAAAACCGAACUAGAUGUAAAAUAUAUGAACGCUACCCUGAAGAGGUACCAGAACGAACACCGAAGCAAAUUGGAUUCCUUGGAAAAAUCUCAGGCCGAGCUGAAAAAAAUCAGGCGGAAAAGCCAAGGGGGACGAAACGCCGUCAAGUACGAACAUAAAGAAUUUGAGUAUUUGGAAACCGUAAGCUCCCGACAGAGCGAUAUUCAAAGAUUCAUUGCGGAGGGUUGCAGAGAGGCCUUACUUGAAGAGAAGAAAAGAUUUUGCUUCCUGGUUGACAAGCACUGCAGUUUUGCGCAACGCCUCUUCCAUUACCACGUGGAGUGCUCGGAGAUACUUAGCAACAAGAUGCCGGGGUGGUUGGCAACCUGCAGCGAUGCAACCAAAGUUCCGCCGACUGUCAUGAACAUGAUCGAAGAGAUCAAGACACCGGGAUCCCUUUCGAUAGCGGGGACUCCCCUGCCUUCUCCGAUGAUCGAGAGGCGUAACCUGGUUGGGAACGAUUACGAUACCCUCCGAAGGCCUUCUCCUCAGGUGCCCCCGGCCCCCCCGGGGAGGGCUUACACCAGCCCCUUGGUCGAUAUGUUCAACACCCCGCCCGCCGUGCCAAAGACCCCUUCCGAGAAAUUAAGCAACACAGCAGAUGAUUCCAGCUUAUUGCGAUCUACCUCUAUGGCCACUGGACUGAACAUAAUGAAGCGUCAGAAAGUGAAGACCAUCUUCCCGCACACCGCUGGAAAUAACGAGACUCUCCUCAGUUUCGCCCAGGGCGACCUUAUCACGCUGCUGGUGUCGGAGGAAAGAGACGGCUGGCUGUACGGAGAACAUGACCUCACAAAAGUGAAAGGCUGGUUCCCAUCCUCCUAUACGAAGCCCUUUGAAGGUCCGUCAGAAGAGACUCUGCGCGUCCCGGUGCCAAGCCCCGCGCCCAUCCGAAGUGUCAGCUCUGUCAACCUGACCAACAGAGAAAACCCCAUCCUGCCCCCACCGGAUUACGUCUUACUUGGGCCAAUCAAACCAGCUUCAGAACCAAAACUUGAAACUUCGAAAACCACAGCAGCUCAAGGAGAAAGUAUCUCUCUUAAACCCAACAUGAACGGCAUCAUGAAACCGCCUUUUCUAAGUGGCGAAAACCCCUUUGCAACCGUCAAACUCCGACCAACAGUCACCAAUGACAGAUCGGCGCCAAUCCUUCGAUGAGCGGCAUUGGAAAAAAACAAGCCAAUUUUUUUUUUAAACCCUACUACCUUGUCAACAUUGCACAGCCUCUAUCCCAGCCUGCGGUCCUUCGCGUUUGGGAUCGGUUUCCGAAUUCACCGCCCACUCGGGUGGCUAUGCUGUCUUCGGCAAUAUGAUUUCCAAAUACCUUCUGGGAUUGUUUUUAAAACCUUUUAUUUAAAUGUAAUUAAUGUGUACAGCAGCAGCAAAUUGCCAAAGUUUCUGACUUUUUAUUAUUAAUUACUAUUAUUACUAUUUUAUUAUUUUAGCUUUUGGUUUCUGCUAAUUAUCGAUGGCUGAAGACGCCUGCAGAUUUGCUUUGAUUUUAGAAGCGUGCCUUGUUUAGAAAGACCGAAAUUAUGUUUAGGAAAGCAGAAAUAGGCCAGAUAGGGAAACCAGCAAAACUGAUCCUUUAGUCUUCUCUUCUUCUUGCCAGCAUCGCUGCUUAGAUUUCUGUGCCAACGGUGUGAUUUAAUCUUUAUGGAUCAGUUUAGUUUUUGCUUGUACAAUUUGCUUAAGAGAGAUACGAGAAUAGCUGCUUUUUAAACAGGCAACCCGUUUAAGGAUGGCCUAACAGAAUAUCAUGCCAAAUAAUAUUUUCAUUACAUAAGAUAAAAUGUCUUAAGGGAUACAGUAAUAAUAAUAAUAAUAAAUAUUAUGAUAAGAACAAUGGGGCAAUUCUUUAAUUGGUUUACGGUUGGCCUUACAGAAUAUCAUGCCAAAUGAUAUUUUCAUUACAUAAGAUAAAAUGUCUUAAGGGGUACAGUAAUAAUAAUAAUAAAUGUUAUGAUCAGAA
Messenger RNA from Thamnophis elegans (Western terrestrial garter snake), 2589 nucleotides. RefSeq names its product BAR/IMD domain containing adaptor protein 2 like 1 (gene BAIAP2L1). Gene Ontology annotation, cellular component: nucleoplasm; cytosol. The record is from RefSeq and is a predicted model, not a curated record. The transcript has 14 exons. Lineage: Eukaryota; Metazoa; Chordata; Lepidosauria; Squamata; Natricidae. The coding region runs from base 261 to 1775 and encodes 504 amino acids. Gene Ontology annotation, biological process: actin filament bundle assembly; actin crosslink formation; positive regulation of actin filament polymerization. Gene Ontology annotation, molecular function: protein binding.